AAUAAAUUAAUAAAAAAAUCCCAAACGCCGAGACCAAUUAUCUAUCAACAUCUAUUACAUCUCAUGAUACCGGCGAUACCAAAUCAGAACAACAAACAAAUUCGCCGAUACACCGGCAGCAACAAAAAACCGGUAAACAGAGAGAUAGAUGUUCACUAAAUCUCCGGCGAAGUCAAAGAGCAGCUGAGCUCGGAGUUCUGUACGCUGUAUUGUAUGUAAGUAAUCAUAAUCAUUUUCAAUAAUUUCUCGAAGUUGCUGCUUUCAAUCAGUAAUCAGAAUCUGAAUUAGUGUUCGGAAUUUCAAUUAGGUUGAAAUUUUUAGGAAAUUGUAAUGGAGUUGGGAUUUAGGUUAUAAAAAAUGGAGGGAAAAUUAGGGCAGAAUUGUAAGACUAGUAGUGGUAGUGUUGAUGGAUUUUUGGAUGCUAAUGUUGUUAGUUCGGAGGAUUUUGAAACUCUAUUGUUUUUCCUUAAUUCUUCAUCUGCUAGUACUAGUACUGUUUGUACACCAACACCUACUAUAAAUCAAUCUUCGUCGGCUACUCGUCUUUGUAAUGUUGUUGAAGAGGAUCAGGAAUGUAUAUCUAUACUCCACGGUAUUCAGACUGACUUAAAUAAUGGAAAAAAAAAUAACACGAAUAAGAUAGUUUAUGAUAAUGGGAUGGCGAAUCGGUCGUUGUUGCCGAAGGAGGACGGUGAUUUGCGAUUACGUAAGGAGGAGGAGAUAAAUAGUUUGAAGCUGCGGAAGGAGCGAGAAGAGCGGAAUGAUUUACGGAAGGAGAAGGCGGUGGAUAAUUUGCAGGACUGUAGAGUUGGUAAUUCGACGGAAACUGUCAUUCAGCCUGAGUUAAUAAUGCUCACUCAUCACCUUGAGAAAAUGAUUCAGGAAUUGGAUAAUGAUUCGCGAUCGGCUAAACCUUCUCAUUCUGUUGCCUCUGAUGCUGAGAUACGUGUUGCUGGUUCGGAAGAAGAAAAAAGAGGAGGGAUAGAUGUUAAUGUAGCGUAUAUGCAUGAUGAUGAACCUAAGUCACCUCGUGCCAGUGAUGCCACACCUGCUGCGAUAGGUGUUGUUGAUGGGGAGGAUGAUAAAGGAGGAGGAGAUGCUAAUGGCAUGGUUGAAACUAAUGCUAAUGUCCUGGAUAACAGUAAAGGCAAGCGGAAACGUGGAAGACCAGGAAAAACAAGGCCAAUUCCUGUGCAGCAAUAUAACAGCAAUGAAGAGGAAGAUGUUUGUUUUAUUUGUUUCGAUGGUGGAAGCCUUGUGCUUUGUGAUCGACGGGGUUGCCCUAAGGCAUAUCAUCCAGCUUGUGUGAAGAGGGAUGAAUCAUUCUUUCAAUCAAAGUUAAAAUGGAACUGUGGUUGGCAUAUCUGUAGAAACUGUCAGAAGGUGUCACAUUACAUGUGCCUUACUUGUACAUACUCCUUAUGCAAGGGAUGCACCAAAGAUGCUGAUUUUGUGUGUGUAAGAGGAAAUAAAGGAUUUUGUAUAACAUGCAUGAAAACCAUAAUGCUGAUUGAAAAUAUUACACCGGGAAAUACAGAAAGUGUCCAGGUGGAUUUUGAUGACAAAACUAGCUGGGAAUAUCUCUUUAAAUACUACUGGAUCGACUUAAAAGCUAAGAUGUCUUUAACAAUAGAUGAAUUAACUAAAGCUAAAAAUCUAUGGAAAGGAAAUGAACUACCUAAAGCUAAGAGUUCUGGUAAAGAGAUUGGAAGCACAGUUUUUCCUAAGGAGGUAUCCUUCGGUGAGCUUAAUCAUGUUGAUGAAGAAAAAGACCCUUCUUUAGAAAAAGGUCGAAAUGUGGAGAAAGAGAUAUCUUUGACUGAAGCCACAAUGUGGGCAACAAAGGAGCUCUUAGAGUUUGUCGCUCACAUGAAAAAUGGGGACACUUCUUUGGUAUCUCAGUUUGAUGUCCAGAUUCUUUUAGUAGAAUACAUAAAAUUAAAUAACCUUCGGGAUCCUCGCCAGAAAAGUCAAAUUAUUUGUGAUUCAAGACUCAAAAACCUGUUUGGAAGACCACGUCUAGGGCACUUUGAAAUGCUGAGGCUUCUUGAAAACCACUUUCUUCUUAGAGAAAAGCCUCUAGCUGAUGACAGUAGUGGAGCAAAAGUUUUUGAUGCUGUCGGUUGUAAAGAAGACGACGCUGGAACUAGUGAUAGUCGUAAUGAUAGAAGAUGUAAAGCAUUUAAGAUGAUGGAGGGGACAAGGUCGCACAUAAGUCUUAAUUCAGAAGUGUAUGCAGCAAUUGAUGUUCAUAACAUUAACUUGCUGUAUUUAAAGCGUAGUUUGAUAGAGAAUUUAAUGGAUGAUAGUGAGAAGUUUCAUGAAACGGUUGUUGGGUCAUUUGUGCGAAUUAGGAUUUUGGGCGGUGAUCAAAAGCAAAACAUGUAUAGGCUUGUGCCAGUUGUAGGUACUAGCAGGGCGGGUCAAUCAUAUGGAGUUGGCACUAGAACAACUGAUGUCAUGCUUGAAAUAUUAAAUUUGAACAAGACGGAGACUGUAUCAAUCGAGGGAGUUUCAAAUCAGGAUAUUUCAGAAGAUGAAUGCAGACGUCUACGGCAGAGUAUAAAUUGUGGACUUUUCAAACGUUUUAAAGUGGGUGAGAUUCAGGAGAAAGCAAUGGCGCUUCAACCUGUCAAAGUCAAUGAUUGGCUGCAGACGGAGAUAGCAAGGCUUAAUCAUCUUCGCGAUCGAGCUAGUGAAAAUGGACGUAUGAAGGAGCUCAGAGAAUAUGUUGAGAAAUUAGAUUUUCUGAAGUCGCCAAAAGAAAUUCAGCGCAGACUAGGCGAGAUUCCUGAUGUACAUAUUGACGUAAAAAUGGAUUUGAAUUUGGAAUCUGAAGAAGAUGCUGGAAAAUCAGAUGUGAUAAAGCAAGGUAACCAUGUCGGACCAAGAAUUACUGGUUUUGGCAGAAAGCUUGUAGAGCGCAAAAUUUCAUCAAGAGAAGCCGAUCAAAAUAAUGUAGCAAACAAGGAACUUUGCGUGGAUACGGAGUCUAAGAAGAGUUCCGAACAGGGAGCCGUUGGGAUAAGUAAUCAGAAUGCAAUAAAGAGCCUUACGGGUUUAGUAACUAGCAAUCGGAAUGGUAAAGCAACAUUCCGGUCUGAACAGCAUCCCGUGAUUGUAUCCACUGCUAUACCAUUGCCACUUUCCUCGGGGAGAGAGGUCCUGCUUUAUGAUAAUGAUCGGAAUGGUAAAGCAACAUUCCAAUCAGAACAUCCCGUGAUUGUAUCCGCUGCUGUACCUUUGCCACUUUCCUUGGGGAGAGAGGUUCCGCUUUGUGAUCUUGAGGCAGAAAAAAUAUGGCUUUAUGAAGAUCCAUCUGGAAAAGUUCAGGGGCCAUUUUCUAUUAUUCAUUUGAGUAAAUGGAAUUCAAACGGGUUUUUCCCGCCACAUUUUAGAGUGUGGAGGAUAAACGAGAAGCAAGACGGCUCCGUUCUUUUGACUGAUGUAUUGGAAGGCCGGUUUCCAGGAAGGCUGUAACAAUUUUCCGAAGAAAAAAACUACAGCUGACAUGCGAUUCCAGAAAAUCCAGACGCUAAAAAUGUUCGAACAUAAUCAUGGACCGAGGUGAUGGGAUUAUCAUACAUUGCAAAAAUUCCCGAUUUAGGCUCCAUAUAUUGGCAGAAAAUCAUUGUCGGAAAAUAUUUUUUGAGUUUUUCCGGUGAGCUAUGUCAAAAAGCCAUUGUAAUAUUUAUUUUUUCCCCAAUCAGUGGAAAUAUGUUUGCCACGUGUCAAUUAGUCAUGUAUUGUAAUUCAUGUACCGUGAGUUGAAAAUAGUGUGAGGCUCAAGUCAAGAGUAUCAUUUUGUUUAGCAACUACUCAUACUGUAACAUUAUUUUUUGUAAAAUUCAGAUAAUUAAUUUUGGACAA
Mercurialis annua (annual mercury) is the source of this 3870-nucleotide messenger RNA. Its product is annotated as zinc finger CCCH domain-containing protein 44-like. Gene Ontology annotation, molecular function: DNA binding; protein binding. The record is from RefSeq and is a predicted model, not a curated record. The transcript is spliced from 10 exons. Lineage: Eukaryota; Viridiplantae; Streptophyta; Magnoliopsida; Malpighiales; Euphorbiaceae. Bases 358 to 3480 code for a protein of 1040 amino acids.